Molecule: messenger RNA, 1622 nt
Organism: Odontomachus brunneus
Lineage: Eukaryota; Metazoa; Arthropoda; Insecta; Hymenoptera; Formicidae
Exons: 4
Coding region: 532-1458 (308 amino acids)
Biological process (GO): lipid transport
Molecular function (GO): lipid carrier activity
Source: RefSeq, a predicted model, not a curated record
ACGAGGAGAGGAGCAGCUUCCUCUUGCCACGUUCCGACAGCGUUCUAUUAUGUCACCUGAAGGGUCUCCCGCGGCAGGUAUAAAGUUUAACGGCGAAGCAAAGCGCGUUAUUGUAUGUACUUGGAGAGAGGGAAGAUCAAGAAGACCGAUUGUUAGACCAAGGCCAUCUUCUCAGUAGGCUUGGCUACAAUCGGUUAUGUGCGAUUGGCGCUAGUUGUUUGCGUUAGUGUCCUUCAUAAGCCGGGAUAGUUUGCGCGACAACGGACGCGGACUGCGGACCGUUUCCUACGGGAGUUCAACGUGCGCCUUCGGGACGGGUGUGAUCGAGUGAGAGAUCGCGAUCAAACGCGCGGGGCUCAGUUCCGACUAGGCUUGUGUACAUGGUGCUCGGGGACCCACGUGUAAACGUGUCGUUAUAUACAUCUUGUCCGUCUAACUCAUCGAUCCCUGAAGAUCCACGUGUGGAGACGUGAAGGCAAUUGCGAAACAGUGACUAAGUUUUCUUAACGAGCAGUCGACAGAGCAGGCAACAUGCUGUCUUAUUACGUGAUACCGUUUUUCUUAGUCGUUAAUGUGCCCUCACCCCCCUACUACGAGGACGUGAGUCCCGAAUACACGUUUGUAGCACAACUGGCGACUACAGCUAUCCUGAACAACCAGAUGAACCCUCCACCAAACAGACGCACAGUGACGAUCGAAUUCAAGUGCCGCACAUACCAGCUAAACGCACUGUUAUGCCGUAAAGAGAAGCACAAGCAGUAUCCGUCGAAAAUGCCAACUCUGGUGAACAUCGACGACUCCUAUAAGAAAAACCUCUUCCAAAUUAGAUUCAACGACAAUGGCGUGACCGAUUAUGCCGUCGAGAGAACGGACGAUAACACCAUGGAUUUUAUGUUGAACAUGUACCGUCUCUUAGGCAGUCAGUUCAGCGUCGGUGUCGAAUUGGAUGUUUCCAAGGAAUACUUGACGUUCGAGUCGAUAGAACAAUCAGUUAUUGGCAAGUGUUCCACGAAUUUCGAGGUCAGUCAUAUGAGAAUUAAGAACCAGACACGCAUACUGCACGAAAACGUGACUCUGACGCACGAAAAUUAUUUCUUCGAAGAAAAAGAAACAAUAUAUAUCUCCAAAGAAAGAUAUGCGCCAUUUUGUGAAACGACGUCCAGUUACAUGUUCGGCAAUAAUUUUUGGAGCGAAUUUAUCCCCAAUGAUAUCAGCGAGGAAAUAAUAUCGUCACACAGUCUUAUGACGUUAUCCAAGCACAAUUUCCAGUCCAAAACACAGAACACUUUUAAGUUGUACGACCAGAAUAUGACUCUAAUUGGUAAUGCUGUGGAGAGCGUUGAAGUCUUUUUAAAAUCAAUACUGCCCCCAGAAGACUUUCCAUCCAGGAUCUUUUUGAAACCCAUCGUGGCGGGUGUGAUCGCAGAAGGCUCAAUAAGUAAUAUUGAUUCUCAAUAAGUGACAUUGAUUCUGUUAACAGAAUUUCUUACAAGAUUGUUUAUUUCUUUUCUCGCUCCAAACAAUGUUGCGUACGAACUGUAUGCAAAAGUUCCUUUUUACAAAUAUUGGUUACUUUUUACCAUUGACAAAACUGUGUGACGGAAUAAAUGAUUUUUAACAUA